Messenger RNA from Pisolithus orientalis, 1564 nucleotides. Its product is annotated as kinase-like domain-containing protein. Gene Ontology annotation, cellular component: nucleus. Gene Ontology annotation, biological process: protein phosphorylation. The transcript is spliced from 6 exons. Gene Ontology annotation, molecular function: cyclin-dependent protein serine/threonine kinase activity; ATP binding. The coding region runs from base 139 to 1470 and encodes 443 amino acids. Lineage: Eukaryota; Fungi; Basidiomycota; Agaricomycetes; Boletales; Pisolithaceae. The record is from RefSeq and is a predicted model, not a curated record.
AAGCUUGGUGAGGGCACUUUUGGGUAAGUCAAUUUCUCGACUCCCCAACGGAACGGCUGCUAAGUUGACGGUACCAGCGAGGUCCAUAAGGCCAUCCAACUCGCUACUGGACGCGCUGUCGCACUGAAACGCAUACUGAUGCACAAUGAAAAGGAAGGCAUGCCUGUUACAGCCUUGCGAGAAAUCAAAAUCUUGAAGGCGCUGCGUCAUCCUUGCAUCGUUGACAUCCUGGACAUGUUUGUUGUCAGAAGCAAGGGCAAGGAUUGCUCGCUGUCGGUGUAUAUGGUAUUUCCCUACAUGGACCAUGAUCUUGCUGGCCUGUUGGAGAACGAACGAGUGAAGCUGCAACCGAGCCAGAUCAAGUUGUAUAUGAAACAGCUUUUGGAAGGCACCGAGUACAUGCAUCGCAAUCAUAUCCUUCAUCGAGAUAUGAAGGCUGCCAACUUGCUUAUCGACAAUUCUGGAUCUCUCCGGGUCGCUGACUUCGGUUUGGCACGUGCAUAUGAUCCUGCCGUUGUCAACGGCGUGCGAGACCAUCAUGGGAAGGAGAAGAAAUACACUAAUUGCGUGGUUACGCGGUGGUAUCGCCCUCCAGAGCUGUUGCUCGGCGCACGUCAGUAUGGCGGGGAAGUGGAUAUAUGGGGAAUUGGAUGUGUUUUGGGUGAGAUGUUCAUGCGCAAACCUAUUCUGCCGGGUACUUCGGAUAUCGACCAGUUGGAGAAAAUUUGGCAAUUGUGUGGUACACCCAAUCAGCACACUUGGCCAAAUUUUGAUGCGCUACCUGGGUGCGAAGGUAUCAAGCGAUUCCCUAAUUAUUCCAAGAGGCUCAGGGCGGCAUUCGAAAGCAUUGGGCCUGAGACGUGUGAUCUACUGGACAAGCUGCUCACAUGUAAUCCAAGAGAACGCAUCACCGCAUCUGCGGCCCUCGAUCAUGAUUACUUUUGGACGGACCCGUUACCUGCAGACCCCAAGACCCUUCCCACUUAUGAAUCUUCGCACGAAUUCGACAAACGAGGCCGACGCAAUCAGCCACCUCCAGGUAUGAUGCCGCCUGAGAACUUCAGGCCUCAUCCCCCUGCUGGACACCCACCUUACCACGGACGUCAUCCGCCACCCCGAGAAGCCUUUCGUACCGGCCCGCCACCACCGCCAGUCAUCGUCUCAGCCCUCAUGCAGGGAGCGCCAACUGGGCAGCCGCCACACCCACCAUUUAAUCGCAUGCCACCUUAUCCUCCACAUCCGACCAGGCAUCCUGGGCAGCCUCCUCGUCCUGCAUUCCCUGGCCCACCAUCGCACUUACCAGCUAAGCCGGUUGCUCCGCUGGGUCUGAAUCCAUCUCAGUUUGCGGGCCGGAGUGAGCGUGACAGGGGACCCCGUCGUGGCUACAGCACUGGUGGUGAUGUCGGUGGUGGGCGCCCACCCCCACAGAACGGGUACAACAGUGGCGGUGGUCUACCGUAUGGUAGUUAGUGAACGAGGCUCGUUGCACUCGUUUUCCCGUAUCCGGUCUUUACCAUGUAAUAGCAAGUUGUUUGGUGUACUUGAAAGUAAUCUUGUUGGGAGU